Alosa sapidissima (American shad) is the source of this 994-nucleotide messenger RNA. RefSeq names its product coiled-coil-helix-coiled-coil-helix domain-containing protein 5. The record is from RefSeq and is a predicted model, not a curated record. The transcript has 4 exons. Lineage: Eukaryota; Metazoa; Chordata; Actinopteri; Clupeiformes; Clupeidae. Bases 400 to 720 code for a protein of 106 amino acids.
UGUGACCGGUGUGACCAGUGCGCCACCUACCAAUCUAGUUAAAAUGUCAAGACGUAAUGUCUCUAUGGCAGACAAACACAUUUUAGAUCUCUUUAGGAAUCAGACAUUUUAGUGUCUGAUGAUGGGGGUAGCCAGAACUAAAAACAGACUUCAAGAUAGUCACUUACCUUGUGAGGGUGAGGUUGUGACUGACAUGUGGAAAUACCAGUUGUCUCAGCUGUGUAGCGGUGCAAGAAAACAACACAGCCAAUCGUGAAGCGGGAGGCGUUAUCUAUUCUGAACGAAUGAAUGUGCUCUCCAUGCAUGCAUGUGUGUGGUUUGCUAGAACUUGUUCGCUAUCGUGAAUAACCUUUGUGUGUGCAUUCAAUUAGCUGGCUAUCCAGCUAGCUAAUUUCAAUUAUGCAGGCUGCUAUGGAGAUCACGGCUCGAUUCUGCCAUAAAGAGAUGGAAGAGUAUGGAGCCUGUGUAUCCUCUAACCCAUCAACAUGGCAGGAGAAGUGCCAAGAACUCAAACUUAAAGUGGCACAGUGUACAUCCUCACACCCAGUGAUUCAGAAGAUCCGAACCGACUGUGCUGGAGAGUUUAUGCAGUUUGAACGUUGCCUGCGAGAGAACCAGUCUUCCGCCCAGGCCUGCUCACCACAUGUGGCCCGCUUCGUAGUCUGUGCUGAGACAGUUGACAUUAGUGCAGUUGCAGCAGAAGUACCUCAACCAUCAUAAGAGCUGCAAGCACAGCUUUAAAAAUGACUUCAGUGGUGUCCCCCAAAAACUGGUGCAUUUCAUGAACUGUUUUCUGUUCAACACUUCUGUAAUGUGACGACACCCACUGCAGAGCAUCUCAGCAUUCAUUCAAACAGCAGUUGUUUGCACAACCACAUUUACACUCUCUACAAUGAGCCAUGCAUUUGUUUAUUUUAUACUGACUGCUCUAAAAGUAUUGAUUUCAUAAAAUAAUGUGUCAGACCUUGCAAUAAAUGUAUUUUAUACAUAAAAA